Pararge aegeria (speckled wood butterfly) is the source of this 1037-nucleotide messenger RNA. RefSeq names its product proteasome subunit beta type-7 (gene Prosbeta2). NCBI's taxonomy places the organism in Eukaryota, Metazoa, Arthropoda, Insecta, Lepidoptera, Nymphalidae. Gene Ontology annotation, cellular component: proteasome core complex. Gene Ontology annotation, molecular function: threonine-type endopeptidase activity. The record is from RefSeq and is a predicted model, not a curated record. Bases 139 to 963 code for a protein of 274 amino acids. The transcript has 5 exons.
ACACCGACAAAGAGUAUCUACAAUCUUUUGGAAUUUGCUUCUGUCAGAUACAAAUUCUGUAAUCUCACGCAAGUUUGAAUUAAUUCUAAAGUUUAUUUGAUACCUACCGAAUUUACUAAAUACUAAAUAAAUUCCGCCAUGGCUUCCGUUCUUGCACCCGAGAUACCCGCACCUGGGUUUUCUUUCGAAAAUUGCCAACGCAACGCUUUUCUUGAUCAAAAAGGCUUCCCCGCACCCAAAGCGACAAAGACCGGUACCACCAUCGUGGGUAUAAUUUAUGCUGAUGGAGUCAUACUGGGCGCUGAUACACGGGCCACCGAAAACACCGUGGUGUCUGAUAAAAACUGCCAGAAGAUACAUUAUUUGGCGGGCAAUAUGUACUGUUGCGGGGCAGGAACAGCUGCUGAUACAGAAAUGACUACUCAAACGGUUGCAUCUCAGUUGGAACUUCAACGUCUGCAUACAGGUCGCACAGUGCCAGUAGAAACGGCUGCAACAUUAUUGAAGCGCAUGUUAUUCCGGUACCAAGGUCAUAUUGGUGCUGCUCUAGUACUGGGCGGUGUGGAUCGUUCUGGACCCCAUAUUUACUGCAUUUACCCUCAUGGAUCAGUUGAUAAACUACCUUAUGCAACAAUGGGUUCUGGUUCUCUUGCUGCAAUGGCAGUUUUUGAAGCACGUUGGAAACCAGAUAUGAGUGAGGAAGAGGGCAAGAAACUUGUGCGUGAUGCCAUAGCUGCUGGUAUCUUCAAUGACCUGGGAUCUGGUUCCAAUGUGGAUUUAUGUGUUAUCCGUACCACUGGCCCAGCCCAGUAUCUUAGGACAUAUGAAGAAGCUAAUGUUAAGGGCAAGAAACAAGGCUCAUACAGAUAUCCCUUAGGAACCACUGCAGUGUUGAGACAGCGUAUCAUUCCACUGGAAGUUGAGGCGGUGUCAGUGAGACAGGUGCAGCCAAUGGAUGAAUAAGAGUCCACCUUAAGCCGCUGAUGUUUUGUUCCACUAUGUAUUAAUAAAAAGUUUUAUUAAAUGAAUGAACACUU